AUGGGUUACUCAGCAGGUGAUGAACAGAAAGGUGCCGGGCUGUUCAAGACUCGCUGUGCACAAUGUCACACUGUUGGUGCUGGCGAGCCUAACAAAGUUGGUCCUAACCUCCACGGCAUAUUUGGUCGUAAAUCUGGUCAAGCUGAAGGUUUCUCAUACACCGCUGCUAAUGUCAACAAGGGCGUUACAUGGGACGAGGAGACAUUAUUCGAGUAUCUCGAAAACCCGAAGAAGUAUAUUCCUGGAACAAAAAUGGCGUUUGCUGGCUUGAAGAAGGAAAAAGACAGGAACGACCUUGUUACAUGGCUAAAGAGCUCGACUGCUUAA
Molecule: messenger RNA, 327 nt
Organism: Lentinula edodes (shiitake mushroom)
Lineage: Eukaryota; Fungi; Basidiomycota; Agaricomycetes; Agaricales; Omphalotaceae
Product: cytochrome-c from the OXPHOS pathway
Exons: 5
Coding region: 1-327 (108 amino acids)
Biological process (GO): mitochondrial electron transport, ubiquinol to cytochrome c; mitochondrial electron transport, cytochrome c to oxygen
Cellular component (GO): mitochondrial intermembrane space
Molecular function (GO): heme binding; electron transfer activity
Source: RefSeq, a predicted model, not a curated record